Messenger RNA from Pipistrellus kuhlii (Kuhl's pipistrelle), 5113 nucleotides. RefSeq names its product GTP binding protein 1 (gene GTPBP1). Bases 850 to 2859 code for a protein of 669 amino acids. Gene Ontology annotation, molecular function: GTPase activity; GTP binding; translation elongation factor activity. Gene Ontology annotation, biological process: translational elongation. The transcript is spliced from 12 exons. The record is from RefSeq and is a predicted model, not a curated record. Lineage: Eukaryota; Metazoa; Chordata; Mammalia; Chiroptera; Vespertilionidae.
GGUGCAGCUUACCACAGUGGCUCCGUUUUGGGUCUAUUUCUUUUUAACAGGAGCUUCUGGCUUCUGUUAAGCUUGCUGCCUCUUUUUUGGUCGUGUAAUUGCUCUCUCCGCAGAGACAGUGAAUGGAGAAUUCUCCCUAAGGUCAGCGUUUCAUUAAAUGUCUUGCCUUGCUCUGGCUGCUAUAGUAUUCCAGGCAUCGAUCCAAUCCUACCAUCAAAAUUGCCUGGAGAUUGCCACCAGAUGGGACCGAGCUCUCCCAGGGACUGCCCUGAGCCACUGAGUUGAGUGGGACGCGCCUUGUGCAGUUUACAAUCUCCGUGGGCGGUGGCCCAAGGCGCGGGACCUAUCCGGUGACCGGAUUGGGCCUUGCCCCUGUCCAUCAUCCGAAGGCUCUGGCGCCGACUGUUUGAGCACCGCCUCUGGAAACGAGGGGCGGGAAGAUAGGUGAAGGUAAACGGUGUGUGUGUGUAUUUUUCUCCUCAUUGGAUGGCUUCUGUGUCAGUCAUUACUCUCCCCUGCUCCCAUUGGCGGGAAGGCUCCAGGCUGGUAGCGUGGACACAGUGCUGCCCCGCCCAAGUGGCGAUCCGAGCGCGUGACGUCUCAGAUAUUUGUUGUUGGGGCUAGGGCCUCAUUAAUUAUUCACGAGGUACUUGAAAGCGCGGCAGCGAUUGGUGGCUAAGAAGCCUGGCCGAUUGUUUCUGAGCUAGCGAUAGGUGUCGCCCUCCACGCGGCCGAAAGAGCUGCGCAUAAAUUACCCCGAAGAGGCGUGGGGCGGGGCCGCGCAUAGAUUAGGCAAAUGACAGGGGGAGGGCCGGGAGGCCGGGUACGAAUUAGCCUAAGUUAUUAAAGAUGGCGGCGGAGCGGAGUCGCUCCCCGAUGGACUCGCCGGUCCCGGCCUCUAUGUUCGCCCCGGAGCCCAGCUCCCCGGGGGCGGCCAGGGCCGCGGCGGCGGCCGCCCGGCUCCACGACGGCUACGACUCGGACUGCAGCGAGGACGGCGAGGCGCUCAACGGCGAGCCGGAGCUGGACCUCACCAACAAGCUGGUUCUAGUGAGCCCUACAUCAGAGCAGUAUGACAGCCUACUUCGGCAGAUGUGGGAGAGGAUGGACGAGGGAUGCGGAGAGACCAUAUAUGUCAUUGGGCAGGGAUCAGAUGGGACUGAGUACGGGCUGAGUGAAGCCGACAUGGAGGCCUCCUACGCCACCGUGAAAAGCAUGGCCGAACAGAUAGAGGCCGACGUCAUCCUCCUGCGGGAGCGGCAGGAAGCCGGGGGCCGUGUGCGGGAUUACCUGGUCCGGAAGCGAGUGGGAGACAAUGACUUCCUGGAGGUCAGGGUAGCCGUGGUGGGCAACGUGGACGCUGGCAAAAGCACGCUUCUGGGGGUCCUGACACACGGGGAGCUGGACAAUGGCCGCGGCUUUGCCCGCCAGAAACUCUUCCGCCACAAACACGAGAUCGAAUCCGGCCGCACCAGCAGUGUGGGCAACGACAUCCUGGGCUUCGACAGCGAAGGCAACGUGGUGAACAAGCCUGACAGCCACGGUGGCAGCCUGGAGUGGACGAAGAUUUGUGAGAAAUCCACCAAGGUGAUCACCUUCAUUGACUUGGCCGGCCACGAGAAAUACCUGAAGACCACAGUGUUCGGCAUGACGGGCCACUUGCCCGACUUCUGCAUGCUCAUGGUGGGCAGCAAUGCUGGCAUCGUGGGGAUGACCAAGGAGCACCUGGGCUUGGCAUUGGCACUCAAUGUGCCUGUGUUUGUGGUGGUCACCAAGAUUGAUAUGUGUCCUGCCAACAUCUUGCAAGAAACCCUGAAGCUGCUACAGCGCCUGCUGAAGUCGCCAGGCUGCCGGAAGAUCCCUGUGCUGGUGCAGAGCAAGGAUGAUGUGAUCGUCACCGCCUCCAACUUCAGCUCUGAGAGGAUGUGCCCAAUAUUCCAGAUUUCCAACGUUACGGGCGAGAACCUGGAUCUGCUGAAGAUGUUCCUCAACCUCCUCUCCCCCCGCACCAGCUACCGGGAGGAGGAGCCGGCCGAGUUUCAGAUCGAUGACACGUACUCCGUGCCGGGUGUGGGGACAGUGGUGUCAGGGACAACACUCAGGGGCCUGAUCAAGCUGAACGACACGCUGCUGCUGGGCCCGGAUCCUCUGGGUAACUUCCUGUCCAUCGCUGUGAAAUCCAUCCAUCGCAAGCGCAUGCCCGUCAAGGAGGUGCGCGGGGGCCAGACGGCCUCCUUCGCGCUGAAGAAGAUUAAGCGCUCAUCCAUCCGGAAGGGCAUGGUGAUGGUUUCCCCGCGUUUGAAUCCCCAAGCAUCCUGGGAGUUUGAGGCCGAGAUCCUCGUCCUCCACCACCCCACCACCAUCAGCCCGCGCUACCAGGCCAUGGUGCACUGUGGGAGCAUCAGGCAGACGGCCACCAUUCUGAGCAUGGACAAGGACUGCCUGCGCACUGGGGACAAGGCCACGGUGCACUUCCGCUUCAUCAAGACCCCCGAGUACCUGCACAUAGACCAGCGGCUGGUGUUCCGGGAAGGCCGCACCAAGGCUGUGGGCACCAUCACCAAGCUCCUGCAGACCACCAACAACUCCCCGAUGAACUCCAAGCCUCAGCAGAUUAAGAUGCAGUCAACGAAAAAAGGCCCCCUGACCAAACGAGAAGACGGGGCCCCCCCUGGAGGGCUGCCCGCAGGGGUGCCUCCCCCGGGAGACGAAGCGGGCUCUCUGGGGGCCGCGCAGUCCGCCGCGUCCAGCAGUCUCCAGCCAACGCUCAAGCCCAGCAGCGGGGGCCGGCGGCGCGGGGGCCAGCGUCACAAGGUGAAGACCCAGGGGGCCUGCAUGACUCCUGCCAGUGGCUGCUGAAUUUCUCCUCCCGCCAAGGAUUCUCAUGCUCCGGCCACCUCCAUCCGACGGGCCAGACCGCCCACCCUCCCAGGCCGCAGCCGGAGCUCAGCAUUCCCCGCCCUGAUUCCUGGGGCUCUAACUUAUAGGCCGAGGACGACGGCAGCUUCCGGAGCACUACCAUCUCCUGCCACCCGCCCGCCUUCUUCCUCACUCAGUUUUUGUACAUCGGGGCCCUCAGUUUGUAUUCUUUUUAUUCUCUCUCGUACUUGUGUGCGUGUGCGUGUGCGUGUGUGUGUGUGUGUGUGCGCAGGAAUAUGGCCACUCGGGGCCCUGGCAGUCUGUCUUCUCUUCCUUUCCUCCUCCAUGGCUGGCCCGGCCUCCAGGAGCUGUCCGUCUGCGUGUGCGUCUCUGUGAGAACUUAGGGGCUGCAGGAGCUGCGGGCCCCUCCCAGCGCUGCUGUGCACCCGGAGCCUCCUGGGGCGGGCCUCGGCGGGGCUGCAGGUGUAGUGCUGCUGCUCCGGCUCGGGGGCCCCCUCCUGGGCCUCGGGGCUUUUGGCAGGAUCAACAGCACUGGCUUCCUCUUUUCCCUCCCUCUUUCUCCUUAAGCCCCGAACAGGAAUGCCAAAAGCUCUUACAUUGUGACCUGUACAUGGUGGAGGGGAGAGGCGAUUGGAUUGUGGGGCCCUCCCUGCCCUUCACUCCAGCCCAUGCCACUGGCCCAGAGAAGCUGGUGGCUUUCCUUCCCGGCGACAGUCCUGUUUGCCUGGCUGCUCAGGGCAACUCCUGCUCUGCGGCUCUGCCGAGCCUCCGGCCGCCUCCUGCGUGGACCGUGAAUGUUACUGGGUCUUGGGGCACUGCUGGCCUGGACGGGUGUCACCGGCUCAGUGUCAUGCUCAUAGCACUUCUUUUUGGUGGGGGUGAGGGGUUCCUCUGAGCCAGGCUGGGGUGGAACCCCUCCUUCCCGCCGUAACUCCGCCACGUCACCCCAGCAUGGCUGCUGCGGCACAACAGGGAAUGGCCCGAACCCAGGUCUGGAGGCCCGCACAGAGCAGGAGGCCCUCAAGGAUCACUGCCUGGAGCGGGGUGGGUGUCAGGCCCCAGAGGCAGCGUGGGCCCUGACCCAGCCUCCCCAGCUGUGGCCUGGAGCCCUCCGUUAGGGUGGGCUAUUGGGCAGAGGUGUGCUUUCUCUGGCCGGGGCAGACACCCAGCUGGCUGGGUCCUCCUUCAGCCUGCCUCCCUCUUGUCCCCAACCCUCCUGUCCUGCUCCCAGACUGCUGGUCCCCUCACUCUCCUCCCAGCUGAUUCUAGUUACCACCAGCCCACGGCCACCCAGUGACCAGACCAGCACACACACAAAAGCUUGUCCAUGAUGACGGAGGAGCUGCCACCGGGAGCACUGGCGCUCUGCCUGCCCAGCCCGGUCCUAGAGAACGGGGCAGGGUGGGGGACGCUUCCGGGGGGCAGGCGUGGCCUCCCCACCCUCGCUCACCCCCCAGCUCUGACACGGGACACGUUCAGCUUCUCUGAACAGGGUGCCUCCACGGCGAGAGGCGAACGCCUCCGGGUGUCAGAAUUGUGCCCAGCGCGCUGCUUAGAUCCAGGCUGGGGCACAGGCUCGAGAGAGGUGGCAUCGACGUGGCUGUGGUGUGGCUGGGGCUGUGCCAGAUGUGUCCUCGCUCUGUGGACAGGGAGGUGGCAUUCGUGCCGUUUUGGUUGGGGCCACUGAAGCUCAGCAGGGCAGUGCCAACGACAGGCGGGAUGUUCCCACCCUGGCCCUCGGCCCAGCCGUUUCAGCUGCGCCCGCCGGCCCCGCCUGCUCCUUUGUCUCCUGGCUGUGUCCCUCUUGCUUUUUGGCUCAUUCUGCUGACGGGCUGCCGCCCACGGAACCCUUCGUAAUCAGAGGGCUCCAGUGCUGAGCGCCCUGCUCUGUGCCCACGGCGGGUGCUGUGGAGCUGGUAUUCCCGGGCCUGGCCAUGGUAGCCCUCCGAGCAGGGGGUGCCUCGUUUGUUUGAACUCUUGGGCCCUGUGAGCAUAACCACUGGAUGUUCGGAAGCUGUGGCCGCCGCCUGGCCUCUGUCCUCUGUCCUCGGAUGCUCAGGAGGCUGUGUGAUCUGUGGCCCGCCUGCUAGCAGGGCCGACCGACCGAGCGCAGCGUUUCACUGUCCUCCACGGGGACCACCCGAGUUCCCUGUGGCUCAGCCUACCAACUCCGUUUGGAACAAACACCAGCCCUUUUGUAGUUGACGAAUAAAGUUGUUAAUCUGGUCAUCUC